This is a messenger RNA of Paraglomus brasilianum, 675 nucleotides long. NCBI's taxonomy places the organism in Eukaryota, Fungi, Glomeromycota, Glomeromycetes, Paraglomerales, Paraglomeraceae. The record is from the annotation of a GenBank genome assembly.
AUGAACACUGAAGAAAGCGGCAUAAAAAAAAUCAAAAGACGGAAGCAUAAGCAGUCAAGUAAAGAAUCUGUAAAACGCUCGGGCAUUCAUAAUCAGGGAAAUGCUGUCGUGAACCCGUGCGAUUCGGAAACGCCUGAACCGGCAAGUCUCAAAAUUAAUGAAGGUUCUCAAACUUCAGAGGAAACAGUAGACAUUGUUGAUAUUUCCAAUAAGAAAGCUCCACAAUACACCGAACAAGAAAUUAAGGAGCGCUUUCCCACAGUCGAUGAGUUUCUUCGUCGGCAAAGAUUAAUUCGACUUGGACACGUUCUAGCUGCAGAUGGGACAAUUAUAAAAAGACGCAAACCACGGGCGGGGUUCGAAGGAACACGUGCUGCCAUAGAAGACAGGAUACUAAGUCUACCGAAACGCAAAGCUCUGAGGGAAAAUGAUAAAAAAAAGAAGAAAACAAAGGAUAUUAGUGCGCUGUUAAACACACAUUGUUACUUUCGUGGAGUUAGUAAUGAAGAACAGGAUUCUUCCUCGAUAACUGAGAAACCAAAUAGCAGACUUCACCAAUCAACUGGGACGAAUAGGGAAAAAUGGCUUAUAAUGGUACCGUUGGGAUUCGCAGUCUGUGUGAAGAGCAACGGAGGAAAUACAAAAGUCUUAUGGACAAUGGACUCAUCGCGCUAA